Molecule: messenger RNA, 3485 nt
Organism: Rattus rattus (black rat)
Lineage: Eukaryota; Metazoa; Chordata; Mammalia; Rodentia; Muridae
Gene: Arhgap26
Product: Rho GTPase activating protein 26
Exons: 23
Coding region: 360-2639 (759 amino acids)
Biological process (GO): signal transduction
Cellular component (GO): cytoplasm
Molecular function (GO): protein binding; GTPase activator activity
Source: RefSeq, a predicted model, not a curated record
UCGGGCGGCCCGGACGCCGGCGGGGCGACCGAGGCUUCUGUGAGAGGGCGCUCGAGGCUGCUCGAGGCUGCUGAGGAGCAAGCCCGCAGAGGAGGCGGGGAGGCGGUGGCCGCGCUCGUUCGCUUCCAGGCGCCGCCAAGGGUCCGCCGCUGCGCCUUCGGCCGGUGUGCAGUUCGGUGUCUCUCAGCAGUAGUAGCCGCCGUCCGUCCGGAUCCGGGUUGCUGUCCUGAGUCUCCUGCUCCCACUGACCCCGCGCGCGGGAUAACCGGCGCCACCCACACCUGUGGAUCGGCCGUCCUCGCGGGUGUCCGCCGACCAGCGUGCAAGGCGCAUCCCUUCAGCCCGGCUCCACGGGGAGAAUGGGGCUCCCGGCGCUCGAGUUCAGCGACUGCUGCCUCGACAGCCCUCACUUCCGAGAGACGCUCAAGUCCCACGAAGCGGAGCUGGACAAGACCAACAAAUUCAUCAAGGAACUCAUCAAGGACGGGAAGUCGCUCAUCAGCGCGCUCAAGAAUUUAUCUUCAGCAAAGCGGAAGUUUGCAGAUUCCUUAAAUGAAUUUAAAUUUCAGUGUAUAGGAGAUGCAGAAACAGAUGACGAGAUGUGUAUAGCGAGAUCUUUGCAAGAAUUUGCCACUGUUCUCAGGAAUCUUGAAGAUGAACGGAGUCGAAUGAUUGAGAAUGCCAGUGAGGUGCUCAUCACACCCUUGGAGAAGUUUCGCAAGGAGCAGAUCGGGGCUGCCAGGGAAGCCAAAAAGAAGUAUGACAAAGAGACAGAGAAGUAUUGUGGCACCUUAGAAAAGCAUCUGAAUUUGUCUUCCAAAAAGAAGGAAUCCCAGCUACAGGAGGCAGACAGCCAAGUGGACCUGGUUCGACAACAUUUCUACGAAGUGUCCCUGGAGUAUGUCUUUAAGGUGCAGGAAGUGCAAGAGAGAAAGAUGUUUGAGUUUGUAGAGCCUCUACUGGCCUUCCUGCAAGGACUCUUCACUUUCUACCACCAUGGUUAUGAGCUGGCCAAGGAUUUUGGUGACUUUAAGACACAGUUGACCAUCAGCAUACAAAAUACAAGAAACCGCUUUGAAGGAACCAGGUCUGAAGUGGAAUCUCUGAUGAAGAAGAUGAAGGAAAACCCCCUUGAACACAAGACCAUCAGCCCGUACACCAUGGAAGGGUACCUGUAUGUGCAGGAGAAACGUCACUUUGGAACUUCCUGGGUGAAGCACUACUGUACAUACCAACGGGAUUCCAAGCAAAUCACCAUGGUUCCGUUUGACCAAAAGUCAGGAGGAAAGGGGGGAGAAGACGAGUCUGUCACCCUCAAAUCCUGCACACGGCGAAAGACAGACUCCAUCGAGAAGAGAUUCUGCUUUGAUGUGGAAGCGGUGGACAGGCCAGGGGUUAUCACCAUGCAGGCGUUGUCGGAAGAGGACCGUAGGCUCUGGAUGGAAGCCAUGGACGGCCGGGAACCUGUCUACAACUCGAACAAAGACAGCCAGAGUGAAGGGACCGCACAGUUGGACAGCAUCGGUUUCAGCAUAAUAAGGAAAUGCAUCCAUGCGGUGGAAACCAGAGGGAUCAAUGAACAGGGACUCUACCGAAUCGUGGGGGUCAACUCCAGAGUGCAGAAGUUGCUGAGUGUCCUGAUGGACCCCAAAGCAGCGUCUGAGACAGAAACUGACAUCUGUGCUGAAUGGGAGAUAAAGACCGUCACUAGUGCUCUGAAGACCUACCUGAGAAUGCUUCCAGGACCGCUCAUGAUGUACCAGUUUCAAAGAAGUUUCAUCAAGGCUGCAAAGCUGGAAAACCAAGAGACUCGCGUCUCUGAGAUCCAUAGCCUUGUUCAUCGGCUCCCAGAGAAGAAUCGGCAGAUGUUGCAGCUGCUCAUGAACCACCUGGCAAAUGUUGCUAACAACCACAAGCAGAAUCUGAUGACUGUGGCAAACCUUGGUGUGGUGUUUGGACCCACCUUGCUGCGACCUCAGGAAGAAACCGUGGCAGCCAUCAUGGACAUCAAGUUUCAGAACAUUGUCAUCGAGAUCUUAAUAGAGAACCAUGAGAAGAUAUUCAACACGGUGCCUGAUGUGCCCCUCACCAACGCCCAACUACAUCUGUCCCGGAAGAAAAGCAGCGACUCCAAGCCCCCAUCCUGCAGUGAGAGGCCCCUGACACUCUUCCAUGCCGUGCCGUCCACAGAAAAACAGGAGCAAAGGAAUAGCAUCAUCAACUCCAGUUUGGAAUCAGUCUCCUCGAGUGCGAACAGCAUCCUUAAUUCUAGCAGCAGCCUGCAGCCCAACAUGAACUCCAGCGACCCAAGCCUGGAUGUGGUCAAACCUACUCGGCCCAAUUCACUCCCCCCGAAUCCAAGCCCAACUUCACCCCUCUCGCCAUCAUGGCCCAUGUUCUCGGCGCCAUCCAGCCCUAUGCCCACCUCAUCCACGUCCAGCGACUCAUCCCCCAUCAGCACACCGUUCCGGAAGGCAAAGGCUUUGUACGCCUGCAAAGCUGAGCACGACUCGGAGCUCUCCUUCACGGCAGGCACCGUCUUCGAUAAUGUUCACCCGUCUCAGGAGCCUGGCUGGUUGGAGGGGACUCUGAAUGGAAAGACUGGCCUCAUCCCAGAGAACUACGUGGAGUUCCUCUAACCUCCAGCCCCAGUGGAGCUGCUGAGCUUUACGUGGUCUCCAUGACAACACUGCUUCUGGUGUUGUGGGCCACUUUUCAUUGCCACUGAGGAAGCAGGGAGCCUGACUGUUGUUUCCUGCCAAAAAACGAAUGCAUCUGGGAACGUGUGCCACCAUCCUCCGCGAUCAUCUCAGCUUACAGCACAGCGAUGCUGCGAGAACUGCACGUCAAUGAGCAGAGGAGGCCAUUUGAUUUUGAUAACCCAGAGGAGGCUCGAGAAGCUGUCUUCUCCUGAGUGCCCUAAAUAGAGAGCCCUGAUUUCAUCUCAACAGUCAUCCAAACCCCAGCCUUCUGGGAAGAGGAAGCAGGGGAGAAUAGUGCUAAAGAGAGUGCAGCACUGCUGAGUUGCAUGAGGCAGGGGAAGAGACAAGGUGCAGGCUGCCUCUACUGCUGCCUCUUCUGCUGUAGCAGACACUUUCUCUCCUUCCUUCUCCCAGGGACAGGGUGCUGCAGGCAGCUGGGCCUGUCUGCAAGUGCACAGGAUGAAGGGGUCACCACACUGUUUAUAUGUGAUCCAGUCACUCAGCAUCUCUUGAGCAGCUGUUGGCCUGUAAUCAGCAGAUUUCAGUCCAGUCCUCUCGUGCAAAGAAAACACACACCCCUCACGUUCUCUGCUGCUGAAGGCUUCCAUCACUGCCAUCACCUAGUAACCAUAGCAACCCAACCUACUCUAAAACUAAGCCAAAAAUAAUACUCCUCUUUGUAUAACACCCCCUCUCCCAGCUCUGGUGGUUUUUGGUUUCUGUUUUGCUUUUUGUUUUUGGUUUUGUUUUUUGGUUUUGGUUUUUUUGUUUUGUUUUGUUUUG